This is a messenger RNA of Caenorhabditis angaria, 2268 nucleotides long. The record is from the annotation of a GenBank genome assembly. Lineage: Eukaryota; Metazoa; Nematoda; Chromadorea; Rhabditida; Rhabditidae.
AUGGUGAGUCAUUUUGAUAAGAAAAAUGUAGAAAAACAAGAUUUUUAGGAUCAGAAAACAUUGCAACGUUUGGAAGAAUUCGAAAAUUCCAAGCAAUUCUACGAUGCAUUGCAAUUCUAUCGCACCAAAGUGACACGUAGUUUUCGGCUAAAAAACGCGCUCGAAUUAUCGAAUCCGCUGGUGAAACAUGCUGUUGACUUCUUCCUUCGCGAAAAACAAUAUCAAUGCGCGAUUGAUAUCAUCACAUUGUAUGCGGAGAGUUUGGAGAAAAAUGGGGUGGAGCUAGAUGACGUGGCGAUGGAUUUGAUUGCUGAAACUUCGGCUAAACUUGUGGAGGUUAUUGAAGAUGAUGAUAAUGAAUUUAGUGAGGCUGAUGAGAGUUUGUUGGUGGCUUCGAGACGGAAAUUUGUGGAGAUUUCGAUUCAAUGGUGAUUUUUUUGAAAAAGUUGCAUCAUUGUAUCUAGAUUUUCAUUUUCUAGAUGUUUUUGAGCUGCUGAUCACGAUUCUUUUGUCUAAAAUUGCAAAACUCCACUUCUUAUGUGAGUUAUGACGUGGCAUUUCGGAAAAUUGCGACUUUGGGAGGAAAUCUGAUAGCAUAGCGUCGUUCAGGCUGUUUCUGACAACGUGAAGUUUACUUAUGUAUUAGAACAUCCUGAAAAAUCAGAUUAUCAUGAAAAUCACGAGUUUCGACCUCCCAAAAUCCUAAUUUUUGGAAAUUUUCCAACCUUGUCACGUCAUAACUCAAAUUAGGAGUUGAGUUUUGUAAUUCUAAACAAAUAAUAUUUUCAUGUUUUUCCAGGUCAAAAUCAAAAUCCAAAACCGAGCAAGAACAAGAAUGUGGCUCCUAUCAACUUCAUUAUCUUUUUGCCAAAAAAUACGCAGAAAAAAGUUCCGUAGAACUCGCCAAAAAUCAUUAUUUACUAGCUGAAAAUCCUCAAGAAUUCUCGGAUUUUCUCCUAGAAGUCACCAAAAAUUCGAUAGAAAUCGAGGUGGAUUUGCUGAUCGCUCAAAUUGUUCUUCAACUCCUAUGUAUCGAUCGAUUUCCGUAUGCGAAACAGGUUUUUGAGGAAUUCACCAGGAAAAUUGGCGCGAAAACGGGGGAGAAGCAGGGUUUCGAUUUGCCGCUUUUGAAUUUUAUCAAUAUUUUAUUUGAUGUUGUUGCCAAGGUUGAUGUGACACAGUAUGCUGUGAUUGUGGAGACGUAUGUUAGUGAAAUUGAGAGAGAUGAGACUUUUAAAGGAUAUUUGUCAAGAGUGAGUUUUUUGGGGUUUAAAAUCAUUUUUGGGCGCCAGAAUUUGAUCUACAGUAAUUUAGGGUGGAUUUUUGGCGCCUAAAUCUUUUUUUGCCACGUGGUUUUUUCAAAACUCAAAUUGUUGUGCCAGAAUUUGAUCUACAGUAAUUUGGAGAACCACGUGAAACUUUUUGGCCCCAGAAUUUGAUCUACAGUAGUCUUGAGCUCAUAGCUACCGUAAUUUUGGGGCCAAAAUAGAGCUACAGUAGUCCUGAGCUCAUGGCUACAGUAAUCCGAAAUCCACGUGUAUUUGUGGGUAAAUCAAAUUUUGACCCUAGAAUUGGACCUACAGUAGUCCUGAGCUCAUAGCUACAGUAAUCCAGAUUCCACGUGUAUUUGUCAGUAUUACUGUAGAUCAGAAUUUUGGCGGGGCAAUUUGAUCUACAGUAGUCCUGAGUGCAUAGCUACAGUAAUCUAAGAUCCACGUGGAUUUGUGGAUAAAUCAAAUUUUGACCCCAGAAUUUGACCUACAGUAGUCCUGAGCUCAUAGCUACAGUAAUCCAAAUUUCACGUGGAUUUUUUCGGGUUCAAAAAACCCUUCUUAUUAUCAAAAACCCAUGAAAUGAGGUACUGUAUUUAAAGGAACAUGACAAAUUUGACAACUUGGGGGUCUCGUAGCGAUUAAUGUGGAUUUUUUGUGCCAAAAAAUCCUACUGUAUUUAAAGGAACAUCACAAAUUCAAUUUCUUUUUUUUCCAGAUCGGCAAAAUCUAUUUCGGAAUCCGCGACCAAGUGCCAAUGGCGGGCGGUUUAGCCGGAAUGCUUUCCGGAUUGAUGGGCGGCGGAAUGGCGGCGGAAAAAGAAGAGACCGCCAAAUCGCAUCUCAACUCAAGCCCUCCACAAAAAAUCGCCAAAUUCUCAGUUCCUGCAAGUGUUGCUCAGGCUCGCGCAAAGAAUGCCGCGUCCGCAAUCAAAGCCGCAACCUCUUCCGCUUCCAAAAAACCGGCCACUGCUCCUGUGGAUGAUGACUUGGAUUAA